Molecule: messenger RNA, 3449 nt
Organism: Sycon ciliatum
Lineage: Eukaryota; Metazoa; Porifera; Calcarea; Leucosolenida; Sycettidae
Product: sodium/glucose cotransporter 2-like
Exons: 9
Coding region: 910-2553 (547 amino acids)
Biological process (GO): transmembrane transport
Cellular component (GO): plasma membrane
Molecular function (GO): D-glucose:sodium symporter activity
Source: RefSeq, a predicted model, not a curated record
CUUGACCCACCCAGCAGGAAUUCAGAACAUGGGUGCGCUACAACACAAGCUACAGACGCAGUAAAAUUGUCGUAUUUCCUUCGGAUUUUUUAUUUCUACGGUGGUAGCGCUUAUACUUAUGCAGACACGAUCAGUACGAGUAGCAGUAGCAGCCGCGCGCAGAAGCACUGAGCACGCGAAGCGUGCGAAUCAUGUAGCCACCUAGCCUAGGCCAUAGGUAGCACUAGCAGCCGCACAAGCGCUGCGGACCACGUGAACCGUUCUCUGCAAAUAGAAACAUCUCCAACAAAAGGAUACAAAAGAUCUGCACUGACUGCACUCUGCAUCUGAUCUGCAGUGAAGAGCGCAUCGCACUUUUGUUCGUAAGUUUUUGAAUUUUUUGAGCCGCUUCAUCCGCCACCAGGUGAUGGACAACCCUGACCAGCCUCCCGAAGGCGUAACAGACGUCCCUCCUUCUCCUUCCAACGAUGAAGAACCUCCCUCACCAGGACUUCAGCGGUCUGGCCACCACCACGUGCUGAGCACGUGUGCGCUUCAUGUACUUGCUUCACCGGCAUGCCACAUUCGGCCAGGCAACGCUGGCGGGGGUGCUGCUAGUAUAGUAGUAUAAUCAUGGGUGUUUUUUUAGGUCAGAAAACUGGCUCUUGUCUUGUCCACCUUGAGCUCCUGCAUGGCUGGUACUCUCAAAUCGCAUGGUGAUGGUUGUAUUUUUCGCAGAGCCUUUCAAGAAGCUAGAUUGGUACCAGUUUGUUCGCCAGCAAUAUUGGCAGUGAACACUUCAUUGGCCUUGCUGGCACUGGUGCUGCAUCCGGUGUUGCUGUCUCUGCAUAUGAACUACAUGCUGUUUGGAUAGUACUACUUCUUGGCUGGCUCUUUGCACCUAUCUACCUCAAGUCUGGGGUGUAUACUAUGCCACAGUUCCUGGGACGGAGGUUCCAAAGUCCUCGGUUACGUGCCUUUGUCUCGGUCUACACGCUAAUCAGCUACAUCUUGACCAAAGUGUCGGUCGAUUUAUAUGCCGGGGAUGUCUUCAUGAAAGAAGCUCUUGGCUGGGACAUCUACCCAUCAACAAUCACUCUGUUGGUCAUCACUGGUAUCUAUACAAUCACUGGUGGUCUGGCAGCUGUCAUCUACACUGAAGUCUUGCAAUCAGUAAUCAUGGUCGCCGGCUCUUUUGUGUUGAUGGUUCUCAGCUUCAACAAAGUCGGCGGCCUUUCCGGUUUGCGUGAGAAGUGGCCAGGAAACUACACAUACAGCGUGCCAAACGGAACGUGUGAUGUCGGUGCAGUUCCAGACAACGCUUUCCACAUGUUCCGUAGUCCCAGCGAUGAGAAGUUUCCUUGGCCAGCCGUGGUGAUAGCUAUUCCCUCCACUGGCAUAUUCUACUGGUGCUCUAGUCAGGUCAUGGUUCAACGUGUUCUCGGUGCCAAGAAUGCGUUCCAUGCAAAGCUGGGGACGAUCCUGUGCGGCUUGCUCAAGAUUCUGCCCUUGUUCCUCAUCGUCCUGCCUGGCAUGAUUGCACGCACACUGUACCCGCGGCGAGUUGGCUGCGGCAUUGCUUGUGAAUGCGAGGAGAUCUGUGACAAUUCCGAUGGCUGCUCCAACAUUGCGUACCCCGAGCUGGUGCUGAAUGUCCUUCCAACGGGCCUUACCGGUCUUCUACUAGCUGUGAUGAUGGCAGCCCUCAUGUCCUCCCUGGCGUCGACCUUCAACAGUGCUGGCACAAUGUUCACCAUUGACGUCUGGAACGCACUCAGGCCGCACUCGUCACAGAGACAGCAGGUCGUUGUUGGCUAUGUGGUGGUGGUUGUCAUGGUGGUCAUCAGCGUCGCUUGGCUACCUGUUCUUGAAGCCCUGCAGGGUGAUCAGCUCUUUCUCUAUUUGCAGGCAAUCAGCAGCUAUGCACAGCCACCAUUGUCCGCAGUCUACCUGAUGGGUGUGUUUUGGACGCGCACAACACCACGCGGUGUCUACGCUGGUCUUACGGUGGGUUUGCUGAUCGGCUUGGUCCGCUUCGUCCUGGAGAGCGUCUACAACUCCAUGUCAAGCUCCGGUUGUGAGGACAUGCGUCCGUGGGUUGUGCGUGUUCACUUCAUCUAUGUUGGCUUCUUUGAGCUACUAGUCAGUUUGGUAAUCACAGCUGUAGUUAGUCUAGUCACUGAACCCAUUCCUAGGUCACAACUUGCUGGACUGACUUGGUGGACCAGAAAUGACAGCCAAGAAUAUAGUGUAGCACCGACCUCUAGUCCCGAGCACAACUCUGAGAACACCCUGCUUGUGGAACAUGAGGUCGGUCCUGAUGUCCGUGAAACGUCCUUGUCUGCCAAUGCUGCUGGCGGCGGCACUGCGUCUGAAAGUGAGGCUGGACUAUCUGAAGACGACAUGCCGGGUGGUAAUGUCGAUGAACAUACCCUGGAGUCGGACCACACUGAAGAGACGGUAGAGAAACUCUUUGGCUUCCGCUGGUCCCCCACUGGGCUCAAGUGGUUCUUGCGUAUAGCUGUUGUUGUCCAACUUACUAUUCUUCUGUCGGUCUGGAUAGUGUUCAGAUAGCAUGGCUCAGUGCAGGCACCUUUCAGCUGUGUCUGUCAUGCUCGUAUUGUUCAACAUGAUUUUCACUUAGAGCAAAGAAAGGACCAAGGAACUACAAGUAAGUUACGUUAUAAUGUCCACUAACAUCACCAGUUACUUGACCAUCAGCUCAUGCGAUAACAUUGCACUAGUCUUGUAACUUGUAGUUCCUUGGUCCUUUUCUUUGCUAUAAAUUUAUCCUUGGCUCUCCAUCCAAGUCCAUAAUUAUCACUAUUGCUAUUUAAUAAUUAUACCAAUUUUUACAUUGCAGUACGCACUAGUAUGACAUAUACUAGCAUGUUGUGCAUGGGUGUUGGAAUCAGUGUAUGGUGAUGGUGUCAGAAUUCACAGUGUCGUGCAUGCUGGCCAUGCAGGCUGUGUUUCUGAAUAUUCUAUUUUUAUUUUUGUUUCUAUGCGUACGUGUGUGUUUUAGCUACAUUACAUUAUGCGUAUUGAACCUCCUGCCCCCCCCCCCCCCUAACUAGGUGUUUUAUAAUAUUUUUUCAGUACAAAAGUCUCAAUUUUUUUACAACACAUCUGGGACCUUUCUCUUUUUCACUUUUUUAAUUGAAGUAUCACGCGACGAUCGUUUCGCCGUAUUGUUCAUGACGGCUCUUCAGCUGUGCACUAAUAACUCAGAUGGUGAGCCAGGAAAAAAUUGUAACAUGGAAAAUGUGGGCACAAGUCAUACUUAACUUGUGCCUGCAUUUUCCAUUUUCACUGAAGAUGCUCCAUUCUUUCUGGAAACUUCCUAUACGUUAUUAUGCACUCUGCUUUAUUUAUUUUAAAACCGUGAUGACCUUGCUGCUUGGGCUAGCUGCACUGCAUCUUCCAGGGCUGAUACCAAUCCUUGCUUCUCCAGCCUUCUUUCUAACUGC